Molecule: messenger RNA, 1921 nt
Organism: Belonocnema kinseyi
Lineage: Eukaryota; Metazoa; Arthropoda; Insecta; Hymenoptera; Cynipidae
Product: post-GPI attachment to proteins factor 3-like
Exons: 3
Coding region: 512-865 (117 amino acids)
Biological process (GO): GPI anchor biosynthetic process
Cellular component (GO): endoplasmic reticulum membrane
Molecular function (GO): hydrolase activity, acting on ester bonds
Source: RefSeq, a predicted model, not a curated record
AAAGGAAGUUUUUGUCCUUGUUGGCCUCCUUAACGAUGUCCUUGCAAUGUUGUAUUCUGAGCAAUUUUUGGUCGUCAGUAACUUGUUCAGCACAAAGUGAGCACACACCUUCCAAUAGCCCAUAUGGUUGGUCAAAAUGCGAUGAAUCGAAUCUUUGGACAAUCAAUUUAAACGUUGCAGUAAACAUUUUACCGAGUUUUUAACAAAACUUAAUAUUGGCUCUUUGUCCAAUGCUCAUUUUUGUGCCGAUGAAAAAAACAUUCAGAUUUGAGACGCUAUAACUAGUAUUAACAGCUAAUAACGAUAUAACAGUAUUUUAUUUCUUCCACACAAUUUCGUUGGUGGCAUGCAAUUUUGCACUCAUGCCCUUGAAUUACAAUUUUUUAUUGUUAGGUCUUCUUUCAAAAUGCACAAAUUAAACUAAUUUUUUCUUUUUUACUUUUUCAGGAUAAGUUAUAAAAACUCAGUUAAUAUAAAAACCGUUUCUGCAAUCUCUUUCGCAUAUGUGAGCAUGCUUGUGACACAUUUAUCCCAUCUCUGGUCUGGAAAAAUUAAUUAUGGGUAUAAUAUGAAAUUCAACAUUGCACUCGGAUUUCUGACAUUCGCUCUAGCCAUGAUAUGGUGGUACCGGAAUCAUAUAAAAUUGCCUCACGCAUAUUUCAUUGGUUGGUUCACUGUUUUAACCGUCACUGUUACUUUUUUGGAAGUAGCCGAUUUUCCACCAAUUUUUUGGAUUUUUGACGCUCACUCUUUGUGGCAUGCGGCAACAGCUCCUCUUGUUAUAUUAUUGUACAGGUUUAUAACGUUAGACUGCUUUUACUUAAGUAACCAAUACCUCAAAUUGGACGGAAAACAUUCGUUGUAAAAGAACAAGCACUCUCAAGUCACUCCAUUUAUAUUCAGUUCAAAAAAUUAAUAACGGAUUAUUUUUUGUAUUUUAGUUCACUUUUAUAGAAAAUUAAUUAAUUUCAGUUUAAUGCACUUUUUCUUUCCACGUAGUUAAGGUCCUCGUGUCAUAAUUCACUAAUUUUAAGUUAUUUGCCAUCAUUUUUGUGUCUUUGGGGCCAAAUACUGAAUUUUUCUAUAACGCUCUCUUAAAAAAUUGUGUUAAAAACGUUGAAUUUUGCAUUAAUGUCCUAAAGUGCAUAUUAUUUGGGGGAGGGGAGACCAGCUUUAGUGUUACGCCCAUGUUAAAGUUAAAUACAGUUGAUAUAGUAAAGGUAUUGAGGGAAGGGAUAUGUUGCCAGAAAAGGGCAUUACGCAAUACGUAAACAGACCCAAACUGUACACUAAAAGCUUCUGGUAAUUAACAUUUAAAUUAAAAGUCUAAUUAUUUUUGUAUAAAAGUUUAUUUAUGCGAUAGAAUCCGUUGCAUUUUCUUCGCACCACUUCAGUAGAAUAAAUAAUUUACAAAAAAGAUGUGGAAACUCCUUAUACUCAUUUUAUAUAUAUAUAUAUAUGAAUAAAAUUUGCUUGAAGCAGUCUACAUUCUCAUUUGACAAAAUGUAGGUGUAAUUAAUAUUCUGAAGCUGAAUCAGACUGUUUUCGCAAUGCAGCGAAAUACUCAAGGUAGUGGACAAAGCUGUCUAACAACUUGUGUUCUUGUAAUACGCAUAGAUUAAUGUCAUUCGUGUUAACUUAUGUUUUUUUUUUCGAACAGGACAUUGUAACUUAGUUUCAGAAUUUUAAGGAAUGUCUUGAUUUAGAAGUAAAUUGCUAAGGCUACACUAAUAACGCUGCGUAAACUUGAUUUCUGAAAAAAUAAACAUACUCUUUUUACUUUCCUUUUUUUAAGACUCCGCAUUCGUGAUUACUAGUCUGUACAAUAAUUAGUCCUAAUUUUUAAAAUAUUAAGUCUCGACACUACGUAAUGUACCCAUACAAUGAAUUGUAUAUAAAGUUUCACGCAGUUUAAAUUUAA